Lipotes vexillifer (Yangtze River dolphin) is the source of this 633-nucleotide messenger RNA. The record is from RefSeq and is a predicted model, not a curated record. Lineage: Eukaryota; Metazoa; Chordata; Mammalia; Artiodactyla; Lipotidae.
AUGGAGCUAGAAGUCUUGGAAAUAUGUCCUUAUGACCCAAACCACAGGAUGUCAGCCAGCAGGUUACAGUACCACCUGGCAUCAUGUAGAAAGGUGAAUCCCACAAAACUAAAAAAGAUGGCUAACUGCAAAUAUAAUGCUUGCCAUGUGGUCCCAAUCAAAAGGCUCAAAGAACAUGAGGCUAACUGUGUCAAUAGAACUGCUAUAGAUGACGAUAACACACAUCAUUCUCCUUCAUUUGUCCUUAAGACAUUUGCUCCAAAAAUGCUGGUUUGUGAAAGCGAUUCAAGAGACAUAAAAAAAGAGACUAUGGAUGAUAAACAUCCUAACAACCAUAAGUCCUGGAGAAAAGAUGGCCACACCCAGAGCCCGGCAGGGCAGCGCAAGUUCCACCCACGCAAGGCCACGGUCAUUCCGGGGGCCAGAGGACGACGGCCCGAGGUGUGGGGCAGAGGUGGGAGAGCCGAGGAGUCCCUCGGCACAGCCCGCGCCUCGCUCGGUCAGACUCCAGCCUCCGUCACCGGAAGUGGGGGCCCCACCCCCCUAACGUCAGGGGCCGGAAGUGAGCGUUGCUGGGCGCGGUUGUGGGGUGAAGGCGAGUGUGAGCGGGAGUGUGACUCGGCUGAGUACUAG